Mytilinidion resinicola is the source of this 3278-nucleotide messenger RNA. Its product is annotated as alpha/beta-hydrolase. The record is from RefSeq and is a predicted model, not a curated record. The transcript has 2 exons. Lineage: Eukaryota; Fungi; Ascomycota; Dothideomycetes; Mytilinidiales; Mytilinidiaceae. The coding region runs from base 1 to 3096 and encodes 1031 amino acids.
AUGGAGGUUGAGCCGCCGGUUCCAGUUGUGCCUGCAGAUGCCUUGACCGCGUCGCCUCGUGCACGCCGCCGCCGCUCCUUGCCCUCUGCCACCGAUGGCCCGUCCAAAAAGCGCUCUCCGAACCAUGUGCGGCCCCAGCCUGCCUCGCCCGAGGUCAUAUCCUCCCUCAUCGACUCCCUGUCUGCCAUCUCCCUUCCGGCCCACACCCACUUCGAGAACUUCCCCUCCGUCCAUGGCGGUAGCGUCUCGACUCCCGCAAGUCCCUUCCAGACACACUUCAACGGCGACCCACUGGCCUACAAUGGAGCCACGGGAAUCGACCCUGCGGCUAAUCGCCAUCCGAGAGAUAAUGACCUCCUCUACCCUGACGAUGCUGCCGAACCUCCUGUAGUACGAACCUCGAAACCUCCCUCGGGCCUAUCACCAUUGACCGCCCCGAAGCCUGCAAAGAAAGAGAAGGAACACUCGCUGAAGAACUACAUGCGUGCAGGUUGCGAGAGCACGACGUCUCUGCAAUCCGUGAAGUCAAUUAGAUCUGUCAGUAGUAUUGGGAAUAUAAGCAUUGAAGCUGGGAUACCGCGCCACUCUACUGCUAGUCGAACUUCGUCUGAUAGCAAGCGGAGCGCUCGGGGGACUAGAGGCUUGAUGUAUAUGAGUUCUAGGGAGAAGCUGAAGGGGAAGGACACCGAUCGAAAGCGACAGUCAGCCCCUCUUAGUAUUAACGCUAGCGGCUCGUACGGAUCUGAUCUGCUGUCUGCGCCGAAGGCAGGCAUCAUGCCACCGAGUCCAAAACACAUUCCGACUGAAGAGCCGAUUGAUGAAGAGCCAGUGGUCGCAGAGUCGUCCAGAUCCGCAGAACGGUACAACCAGAGAGGAGCCAGCCCACUGCGCCAUGGAGUUGCAUCUAGGAGCAGCGAUGAACACGAUAGCCCUACUAGACGUGGACUGAUCCCAGAGCGCCAAUCGUCGCUGCGACACCACGAAAGCCCAUCGCGCAAAGGCAAGCGGGGCCAUACCCGUCGCGGCAAGAGCCACGACUCGUCUAAGACCAAGACUGUGUUAGAGGAGGACGAAGUCGAAAUGAACCCCGAGGACAAGAUCCUUAAGGAGCUUGAAGCUGAAGAAAAUGAAGUGGCCCGAAGGAUCAAGGAGUUGAAGGAGCGAAAGCAGAUGCGGGAAAAGUCUGCCGGCAAAAUGCCCGUGGGCAUGGCUGCAGGGGACUCUCGAAGCGUCUCGCGAGUUUCACCAAUUACGAGCCCACCGCUGUCCCCAGCCUCAACUGUGUCAAGCGUGUCAGAAAUACGUGCACAGGACCAAAAAGCCGCCAAAGCGCAUAAAGUGUUGGGCAUUUCCUCGUCACCAAUCCCCCCUCCCAGGAGGACGUCAAGGAUUCCCAACUUGGCUGAGCAGCGCGAACUGCUCAAGCAAUUGGGAGAACAGAGCGAUGCAGAGGAGAAUACACCCCUCCCAAUAAACUACCAAUUGGCUUUGCAGGCCCUGGAGCGGCCGUCUUCACCCCCAGCAAGCGCUACCUCAUCGAGCAAAGGCAGCAAACCCAACAGUGUCGGCACCCCAGUUCGGUCCAAAUCGGUUGCCGUGGGUGGGCGCUCUGCGGCAUCAAGAAAGAAAACCCACUCAAUGAUCAUGGGCGCAGCUACGCAGCCUAGAGUUACCUCUUCUGAGUUCCCACCAUUAAGCACUACAUCGAGCCAGAGCACCAGCGAGGACUACUUUUCCACCGUCGGAAGUCGCCACCUAUCCUUAAAUCUGUCACCUUCGUCCGCGCCAACUAAUGGGUCAAAGAAGAAGCGCUGGUCUCAUCCCGAUAUACCUCUGAAAGCAGAACAGAUGCACAACGCGGAAGUAGAACGCGGCGCUGUGAAACCCCCUCCGCGUCCUGUUAUCGAAGAGAGACCGUCAAGUGUAGACUCGGUCGACCUUGCCGUAGAAGCCUACCUCGACUCCCCACGUCUGUCGCAAAAGGUUCGCCAUCCCCAGACUGGCCGGGUAAUUUGCUUUUCCGAAGUUGGUGACCCCCGUGGAUUUGCUGUCUUCUGUUGUGUUGGCAUGGGUUUGACGAGAUAUGUUAUGUCGUUCUACGACGAGCUGGCACUAACGUUGAAGUUGAGGUUGAUAACAGCAGAUCGGCCCGGGGUCGGUGAGAGUCAGUCUGACUCGAAUGGGACACCGUUGAGCUGGCCAGAUGAUGUCCUAGUCAUUUGCCAAGCGCUGGGCAUUACCAAGUUUUCUCUUCUUGCUCAUUCGGCUGGCGCGGUGUAUGCCCUUGCCGCUGCGCUCCGGAUGCCUCAGCAAAUCCGCGGUAGAGUACAUCUGUUGGCUCCCUGGAUUCCACCAUCCCAAAUGGCUCCAAUUGGAGUUCAUCAAGACGCACCACCCGGCGGCCAGCUUCCUAAAUCCCAGCGCUUCCUCAGGACCCUACCGCCAUCGCUUUUGAAGAUUGCGAAUUCAUCCUUCCUAAGCACAACCAGUGCCAGCAUUACGCGCAACGUACCAAAAACCCCUAACAAGAAAACGCGCAAGUCUACGCACGCCCCGGUGCAACAAGCCCCCGUCAAAGACACCCGUAGAGAGUCCAUAAUGCUCAUGGACCAGGUCUUGCCCACUGGCAGUGCCCUGUCUCUGGCUGCCAACAACCCAACAGAUCCCCACCACGAGACUGCUGUGCACAUGAAAAAAGUCUUGAGUAUUGCGGAACGGGAACGACGCAACGCCUUCGACGAGCGUCUCACCUUCGCUAUCUGGGACCGUGCCACCUCUAAUGCCAACCCAGCUACCGAUCUGAUGGUAUGCCUCGAGACGCGGCAGACGAUUGGGUUUAGAUACGAAGAUAUAACCCGCGGCGUCGUCAUCCACCACGGCAGCAAGGACUCGCGCGUGCCUGUCGACAACGUGCGCUGGCUCAGCCGUCUCAUGCGCAGAUGCGAGGUCCGCAUCAUCGAUGGCGAGCAGCAUGGUCUCAUGGCCAGUGCUGUUGUUAUGGGCAAUGUUCUCACUGAAGUCGCGAAAGAGUGGGAAGACUGGACCGCUGUGGUGCAGGCCGGUGGCAAGAACGCCGACAAGCGUGGCUCGCACUAGCCUUUCUUCGAUCAUUGCAUUAUACCUCUACGCCUCUUUUAAUCCUGCGGACGUUUGUACGGAACUUAUGAAGCAUUUGCGGAAACGGACAGGAGAGACAUUCGACACGGUCCAUUAUACGACCUUGUUCUCAAGACCUUCACGCUAUAUCACGAGCUCCCUGAUUCCCGGACUUUAUCCUG